Messenger RNA from Hypomesus transpacificus, 3728 nucleotides. It is a transcript of the gene dmtn, whose product is annotated as dematin actin binding protein. Gene Ontology annotation, biological process: actin filament bundle assembly; lamellipodium assembly; cytoskeleton organization. Lineage: Eukaryota; Metazoa; Chordata; Actinopteri; Osmeriformes; Osmeridae. The coding region runs from base 312 to 1580 and encodes 422 amino acids. Gene Ontology annotation, cellular component: plasma membrane; actin cytoskeleton. Gene Ontology annotation, molecular function: actin filament binding. The record is from RefSeq and is a predicted model, not a curated record. The transcript is spliced from 17 exons.
CACACAUUGCUGCUAUCAGCGGAGGUGUCGGUCAGUCCCGCUGCAACGAACAGCGCAGGUGGAUGUACACUAACAACCGGCUCAUAUAAUUGUCGAUCUCGUUGGUUGUUUAUUUGUUUAGUUUUUCAUUUGGUUCGUUAUCAUUUCAGGGAAGUGAAGAGUGCGAUAGGAAAGCCUAGUGUGUUCUUCAAUUCACAAGACGGAUUCUUUUAGGAACAUUCCAGAUUGGGGCUCAGGGUGCGAAACCCUAGAGAGAAGGAGAUGAUUCCUCUUACUGUGUGAGGGAAGAGACAAUAAAAUCAUCGUUUAAGAUGAUGCCCAAGCAGCUGGCCAGGACCUCCCCAGGGAGUGUGUGUUCCCUCCGAGGGACCAGUGUCCCGGGGUCCCCAGCGGCCGCCAUCGUGGCCAGGAUGGAUGAUGGGGUGAUAGGUUAUAAGGACUUGGCAGCCAUUCCUAAAGACAAGGCUAUCCUGGACAUAGAGAGGCCUGACCUGAUGAUGUAUGAGCCCCACUUCCACUACAGUCCCAUGGAGCGCUCAGAACUGCCCUGUAGCCGUGAGAGGUCCAUGUCGCCACGCUCCCUCUCUCCCCCUACCUCUCCCGAGGUAGGAUGGUUGGAUGAAACUGUUUUGUACAAGGAGAGGCUGGAGAACCAGUCACCUGGAGGUUCCUCUCCCGGUUCAACCAUCCAGACUAUUAGAAGCUCCUCCACCAUCCCCUCCUCCACCUCUAAGUCCCCACUCUUGCACUUUCACAGGCCUGGCAACGGUACCAAUCUUUAUAAGAAGCCGCCCAUUUACAAACAAGAUAUCUUAGCCCCUAUCCCCCAGGGAAAGCACAUAGAGGACCUGAUCAUCGAGUCGUCUAAAUUUCCUGCCGCGCAGCCACCUGAUCCCAGCCUGCCCUCAAAGAUAGAGACAGACUACUGGCCCUGCCCCCCCUCUCUGGCUGCAGUUGAGACAGAAUGGAGGAAGAAGGCUGUGUCUCAGAGGAAGGAGGGAGAGAUAAACGAGGAGGAUGAAGAGUACGACGACGGGGACCUGGAGGACUUGUCGCCAGGGUUACGCCUGAUGCAGAUACAGGAGCUGAACAAGAUCCAGUCCAACCUGGGCAAGAUCAUCCUGAAGGAGGAGCUGGAGAAGGCUGUUCCCCUCCGUAGGAAAACCCGCUCUCUGCCCGACAGGACACCCCUGCAUGCGGGACCGAACGGAUCCAGAUCUGUCUACUUUCCAACAACCUCUAGCAGGAUUGGACUCACCAGGCUCCAGUCAGUCGAGUUCUCCCCAUCUGACACUGACCAGGGAGAGACAGGUCUCCAGAACGGAGAGGCACAGAGCACAAGGAUGGACCGAGGGACUUCCUUACCCAGCAUGCUGGAUGAGAAGGUCUACCCCUACGAGAUGCUGAUGGUGACCCACCGAGGCAGGUGCAGACUGCCCCCUGGCGUCGACAGGACCAGGCUGGAGAGGCACCUGUCCUCUGAGGAGUUCCUCAGACUCUUUGAGAUGCCCAUCGAGGAGUUCGACUGCCUCUCCCUCUGGAAGAGGAACGACAUGAAGAAGAAGCUCUCCCUCUUCUAGACUACACACCCCACAAGCCAUCGCACUUCCCGCAACAUCAGACGGAACCCGGAGCGCGACUGUGACCGCCACGGCAACAACAACAACGAUCCUGAAAGAGCGUAGUCAUGGCGAUAGACGAGCACACAGACAAACAAAAAUGGGUCCCUCACAUCAGCGUCCCCCAGCCCUCAUGCUUACCAUGGUCUGUCGCCUUGGUGACAAGCUACAGGUGCACUAACCUGAUGACAAGACCCAGGCUGGGGUCCAGGACAGAAAGGUGUACGUGGUCCGUUCUGAUCAGCCCACACCAUAAAGGUAGACUCGAUGUUGACUGCUUCAGAACCGACCACUGAUACGCCUGCUUGGUUGACAGACGGGUUUGAGCUGAGUUAUAACUUAUAUACAGUAUGAAUCACAGUUCUUAGUCGUUAGAGCACUGCCACAAGGAAAGCCAUAGAAAUAUUCACUUUAGCAAUCUAACAAACCUUAUCAACCCUACAUUAUGUGUACUCAUGAAACAAAUACAGCAGAUCGAGUUGAUGAAGUGACAACUUCAUCUGUGGUUUCGAAUUUGGAGGGGUGUUCUAUCGUCACCAUCGUGUCAUGUGAUCUAUCAUGUCAUGUGAUCUAUCAGCACGCUCCCCCUGAAAGCCAAAGGCUCGUCUGUAUAUUAUAUGCAACAACAAAAAACUCAAAACCACAAUUAUGACCAACAUAGUUCAUUACUGAACAAUUAUAGUCUUAUACUAAAGCUUUGUAUUGCCCACUUAGAUCACUUUAAACCUUCCCUGUGCUCUGAUUGGUUGACUGGUUGCCACGGUGAUGAUUAAGUGCAGUUUUCCUGUUUUAAAGGAGAGAAUAUGGAGGAGUUCCCAUAAAGGUUAGCUUCAAGCUACACUGGAAUAGUACGGAAGAGUUAGUGUCUAUGUAAACGUUGAGCUACAGUGGGAUACACUAUAUGCAUCUAAGCUAGCUAAGUUAGCAUAUAGUCGCUAGUGAGAGCACUAAUUCCCCAGCACUGGCCAGCACUGCCCUGUUUCUACAGAACAACACUUUGUACACUAAUCCCUCCUUUGUCACUUGUAAGGAGGUUUUAGUCUUAUCUGACAUCCGCUGGUGUUGCUUUUGUGACCAAAUUAUGUGCAGCUAUUUUUUAUCUUCCAAGAAAGUGGCAUGUUAUUACAAAUAAUGAAAAAAAAUAUACAAUAAAAAAAGAAUAAUGUAAUUUAUCAUAUUAACACAAGCCUUUCAAAUUAACACAUUAAAUAUCAACCAAGAAGAGGAGUUUGAACUGCACUACCCUGAUGAUGCAUUUUAUCUCUCUGUCUCUCUAUCUCUCUCUCUCUAUCUCUCUCUCUCUCUCUCUCUCUGUCGGUCUCUCGGUCUAUCUCUCUCUCUCUCUCUCUCUCUCUCUCUCUCUCUCUCUCUCUCUCUCUCUCUCUCUCUCUCUGCGUCUCUCUGUCUCUCUCUCCAACUCUGUCAUUCCCAGCUGUGACAUCUCCACCGAGUCAAACAGAUAUGUGUGUGCCCCUGCUUUGGCAGGUCAAUAAAACAGUAUAAAUCUACAAGUACAAUCACGUGACGCACACUCACACGCGCAAGGCUUCCAUAGAUGCUCUCACUGAAUGAGUCUGUAUUGAACUCCGAGUCACAAUCACUGCUUUCUCACCCAGCUUCUCUUCAUGCUUCGCCUGUUAACACGUGCUGAAUAAAAAGGAAACAUGGAGGAAAACAUUUGAAACGUAAUCUUGGCUUUAGAACUGAUUGAUCAAUGGUCAGCUAGGUUUUAUGAAUCUGUACGUCAUUGAAAUACUGAAGAGUUUGUUGUUUUGAUUUAUCAUGUUAUGUAGUUAGAAUAGUCUGAGUUGAUAUGACUAAUAUAUCAUUAUGACAAGAAGAUUGUUUAUUUACAGUUUAUUUUCUUUUGUACUUCUGUGUUUUUCCAUUUUGGUUGAAUUCAUACGAUGAUUUGGUGAACAAUGAGGUGAAUGGCAUACCAAUGAAGAAUUAAGCCCUGAUUUGGGCCAGGUGUGAUCAUCUCUUAAUAAAUCUCAAGGGUGCAAAACAUAAGAAUGCACGCGGGCGUUUGACAUUUGAAUGAAGUUGAAAGGACUGCUAUGAAUGGUAAACGGUGAGAUACAAUAAAAUGAAUUUUUGGUUUGAGGA